CGAUUAUGUACUGUCCGAUGAACGAAGCAAUUAACGAUGGUUGAUAGAAAUCAACUAUUUAAAUGAGAAUAAUCUUAAUUAUUAAUUCAUUUAGACUCCAAUCAUCAACUAAUCAACUUGAAAAUGCUCAUCAAUCAAUUCCUACCAAUAGUAUCAUGUGUACUAAUUAUCUUACCAGUGUUGAUCGAGGGAAAUCAUCGUAACCCAGACUCGAGGAAUCAACGAGAUGCUAAAUUUAGAGUUGGCAACAAAUUGGUAACUAAACGACAACUUCAUGGUCACAUAAUUGAAACACCGAUAAGUGAAGAGGUUGCUUUAAUUGAGCAACAACCUCAACCUCAUCUUCAUCAUCAACAUCAACCUGUUGUUGUUACUCAUCCAAGUUCAGUUGAAAUAAUUCAAGAACAUCACCAAUUUGAUGAGAUUCCAAGGUAUUCAUCACAUCCACCCACUGAUUCAAUAAUUGCAACUCAUGGGCCUUUGAUCACUGCCACUACUCCUCCACAUCAUCAUCAUCAUCAUCAACAGCCUUCCCAUCAUCAUCUUAAUCCUCAGCAUCUUCAUCUUCUACCUUUGGUCCGUCCGGUUGUUAACCCAAUUCAUUUACCUGUUGACGUUCAAACUUCAACAAAGGUCGUUGAAGUUUCAGCAAUUAACUCAGACACUGGACACAGUCAUAGAUUAGGUGCUUUUGCUGUUCAACCAUUAAUUGAUCAUCUUCAUCUUGGCAGGAUUAAAAAUCUUCCUCAUCACCACCAUCACCACCCACAAGCAGCAAUAAUUUCCCUCCGGGGUCAACCAAAAUCUCGAGUUGAAAUGUUCCAACAACAGUCAAUUGAAACUCUGGAUCCAAUCGAGGAAAUCGGUACACCUUCUGAUCCUAAUCAACGAUCACCCAGUAAUCAGCCAUCAGGUUAUUUCGAGCAACAAUCAAUUGAUUAUCCAAGAAAUUCAAGAUUAUCCUCCCCACAAUCAACUAAAUUCACUAAAUUUAACCAACAACCAGAGCCAAUAGUUAGUGAGAAAAUUGUUUACACUCCAUUAAGUGAUGGUCAUCCUCAUGUCCAUCCACUUCAACCAGCUCGAUUAAUCAUUGAAGAUAAUCAUCAUUCACACAAUUCCCCGCAAUCAGCUGCUUUAAUUGUUGAAACACCAAAUCAUCAACAUCAUUUGGUUGAAUUAACACCAACAACUACUCAACAUCAAUCUCAUUCUGCUGUUAAAACAAGUCACUCGACUCGAUGCCGUCAAAAUCGGAUUUAAUGGACGAUAUUGAGGUUAUAUUCAUAAGCAUCAUCAUGGUAUCUGAUGGAGGAGAAUCAGGUGAAACUGAAGAGGAGGAAUUCAUUGGUGUUGGUGAAACAACAACAGUAUCAGCAGAUGUUGAAAUUAAUGAUGAGUUAAUUGCCAUUGUAUAAUUGGAAAAACAAAUUUUCUUCUCAUAAAAUCACAAUAAAAUGUAACAAAAAUA
Molecule: messenger RNA, 1471 nt
Organism: Panonychus citri (citrus red mite)
Lineage: Eukaryota; Metazoa; Arthropoda; Arachnida; Trombidiformes; Tetranychidae
Product: LIM domain-containing protein A-like
Exons: 3
Coding region: 124-1263 (379 amino acids)
Source: RefSeq, a predicted model, not a curated record